This is a messenger RNA of Tachyglossus aculeatus (Australian echidna), 5257 nucleotides long. It is a transcript of the gene KPNA5, whose product is annotated as karyopherin subunit alpha 5. The record is from RefSeq and is a predicted model, not a curated record. The transcript is spliced from 14 exons. Gene Ontology annotation, biological process: NLS-bearing protein import into nucleus. NCBI's taxonomy places the organism in Eukaryota, Metazoa, Chordata, Mammalia, Monotremata, Tachyglossidae. Gene Ontology annotation, cellular component: nucleus; cytoplasm; nucleoplasm. Bases 94 to 1713 code for a protein of 539 amino acids. Gene Ontology annotation, molecular function: nuclear import signal receptor activity; protein binding.
CGCCAUUUUGAAGUGCGAACCAGUCCUGGGCUUCCCCACCCUGGGGGCGGCGGUGGCGAGGACGACGACGACGCCAGCGGAGGCCCGGCGCCGAUGGAUGCUAUGGCAAGCCCAGGGAAAGAUAACUAUAGAAUGAAAAGUUAUAAGAACAAAGCCCUCAAUCCCCAAGAAAUGCGGAGGAGAAGAGAAGAGGAAGGAAUACAGCUUCGAAAACAAAAAAGGGAAGAACAAUUAUUCAAACGCAGGAAUGUCUGCCUUCCGGGAAAUGAUGAGUCCAUGUUAGAAAGCCCAAUCCAGGAUCCUGACAUCAGCUCUACUGUGCCUAUCCCAGAGGAAGAAGUUAUUACAGCAGAUAUGGUGCAGAUGAUUUUCUCAGAUGAUCCCGAUCAACAACUUACCGCAACACAGAAGUUUAGAAAACUACUUUCUAAAGAACCUAACCCACCAAUAGAUGAAGUUAUACAGAAACCAGGAGUUGUUCAAAGGUUCGUGAAGUUUCUUGAAAGAAAUGAGAAUUGUACUCUUCAGUUUGAAGCUGCAUGGGCUUUAACAAACAUAGCUUCUGGAACCUUUCUUCACACCAAGGUUGUUAUUGAAACGGGAGCUGUUCCAAUUUUUAUUAAACUGCUUAAUUCUGAGCAUGAAGAUGUACAGGAACAGGCAGUGUGGGCUCUUGGUAAUAUUGCUGGAGACAAUGCAGAAUGCAGAGAUUUUGUUUUGAACUGUGGAAUACUUCCACCUCUGUUAGAAUUGCUAACCAACUCGAACAGGCUCACAACCACCCGAAAUGCUGUCUGGGCACUUUCAAAUUUAUGUAGAGGCAAGAACCCACCGCCAGACUUCAGUAAGGUGUCACCUUGUUUAAGUGUCUUAUCAAGACUGUUAUUUAGCAGCGAUCCAGAUGUAUUAGCCGAUGCCUGUUGGGCCCUGUCUUAUCUUUCGGAUGGACCUAAUGAUAAGAUCCAGUCAGUUAUUGAUUCUGGAGUCUGUCGAAGAUUGGUAGAACUUUUGAUGCACAAUGACUAUAAGGUGGUUUCCCCUGCAUUAAGAGCUGUUGGUAAUAUCGUGACUGGUGAUGACAUUCAAACACAGGUAAUUCUGAAUUGCUCUGCUUUACCCUGUCUCUUGCACUUACUGAGUAGCCCAAAGGAAUCCAUUAGAAAAGAAGCUUGCUGGACAGUUUCUAAUAUCACUGCCGGAAAUAGAGCACAGAUUCAGGCUGUCAUCGAUGCAAAUAUUUUCCCGGUUUUGAUCGAGAUUCUCCAGAAAGCCGAAUUUCGAACCAGAAAGGAAGCAGCGUGGGCCAUCACUAAUGCAACAUCGGGAGGCACUCCUGAACAGAUAAGGUAUUUGGUAGCACUGGGUUGCAUCAAGCCUCUCUGUGACCUUUUGACUGUGAUGGAUUCCAAAAUCGUUCAAGUGGCUUUAAAUGGACUCGAAAACAUUUUGCGCCUUGGAGAACAAGAAUCUAAGCAGGGUGGGAUGGGCAUCAAUCCCUACUGUGCCCUCAUUGAAGAAGCUUAUGGCCUGGACAAAAUCGAAUUUCUGCAGAGCCACGAAAACCAGGAGAUUUAUCAGAAAGCCUUUGAUCUAAUCGAACAUUAUUUUGGGGUGGAAGAAGAGGACUCCAGCAUUGCACCUCAGGUGGAUGAGAACCAGCAACAGUUUGUCUUUCAGCAGCAGGAAGCCCCAAUGGAAGGGUUCCAGCUGUAACCCGGGGCGGUUAAAGCACCCCGAAAAUUGUGGCUUUUUUCCGGCAACUCUGUAGUGGCUGAAAUCAGAAGGAAAGUUUGGGAUUUACGAAGGACAGACAAGGAAGCAGUUCAUGCACUUUUUUUUUUUUUAAAACAAAAUUCUGUUUUGCGACAACUCCUCGUUCAUAGCUUCUGGGGCUUGCGUUUCUUUCUGUUUUAGAUACGCCUAAACUGACUUUAGGAGUAACCAACGCUGGAAGGGAACCUCAGUCAGGUUUUAGGUAGCUCUGAAUUUUUCAGGCUUUCUCUGAAACGGUUCCCUAGUAGUCCGGCUACUGACAGUUGCAUUUUGGCAGAAAAAUCUGACAUGCCCGAUUUCUAUUGAAUCUACCUCUGUUUUGAAGCAAAGCAGUGUAGUUGCUUCAGAACAAAAGCAUGAAAUAAAAGGCAAAAAGGGUAAGAGCAAAAUUAGAAUGUGAAAAUAUUUAUUUAAAUUGUAAAACACUGUGUUGUACAUUGUACGUAGCAAAAGAAGAGAGACCUGUGAAGUCUAUUUAUGAAACAUUUAAAGAUCAUUUAAACAUAUGCUGAUAACUAGAUUUUGUUUUUAAAAAUGUGGCACAAAGGCAUCAGUUGAAACAAAGGAAAGCUGUUCUGCUUUACGGGGACACAGAUGACAGUGUUUACUUUUCUUAAAACACUCGAACGUUUGCUUUAUUAGAACAUGUGUAAAGUUCAGGAGAAUUGUAUUUUUUGACCAAAUAGGCUACCAGUUUUGGGGAGUAGCUCUUCUUUUUCCUCCCUCCCGCAUUUAUUUUUACACAGCAGUGUACCAUGACACAUGUGCCCAUCGUAAAGCUAAGUGCUGCUGUGUGGCUGCAACAAUGAAAUGGUUCUCUCUUUGACUUUUCAGACAGGAAAAAAAUUCACCCUUGUGGGGAAUAAGUAACCUUAGGUACUUGAAUGCUGAAAUCAUUCUUCCUCUCAUUUUGCUCUGUAUUACAUUUUUGUGAAACUUAUUUAAUGUUAUUUGGAGACUAAAUGACCAGUAGUAAUGAAAAGUACUAACAAUUAUUUCAUACGUUUGGAAUCUAUUUUAGAUUUUUGGGGCCUAGUACUCAAAAUGGUCAUAUCCUGCUGCUUGGUGUAUUAUUUAGGUAAUCUAAAAUUCAGUAUUUUGGAUUACUGUAUCUCAUUUAAAUGGUGGUUAGUAUAUUUGUGUCAAAUGUAAUGUUUUGAGAUUAACAGUCAAAAUUCUCUUCAAAAUAUGAAACUCUUUAUAAUAAACCCCCCUGCUCUAAUUUCCUCUUCCCUUGGUUCUGUGUGUGAUAGAAUUUUUUAGACAAUGAUGAAAUCUCCAGAAGAUCUCUAGUACUAAUGAACUCAGUCUUUUAUGGUUGGUAAAUGUAAGCUAUUUAUGUUCUCAUUUCCAGUUACUGUACCUAUAAUACUUUUUUAAACUGUACCUUACAACUGUUUUAAGAUGGGAACGAAGCAGUUUUGAUAUGAUUCUUAGUUCUGCCUACUGAAUGUAUAAAAUAGAAAGAUUUCAUAUCUAUGUAACACCAUUUUCAGUCUGUUUCUGCUGGAAAUCAGAGGCAUGUUUGGGGCGGGGAGUGUACAUAACUGUAAAUUAUAAAUGAGAUGAAGCUUUUAGUGAGCAAGGCACUUAAAACCUACAGAUGUAUAAAAUGUAAGAGGUUUGAGAACAGUGUCCAUUCUGCUAAAUUCAUCUGCCAAACUUUUUUUAUACUGUCACUUAGAGGAUUGUAAUGGUGUCCUUUUUUGUUGUGGUGAAAGUCUGAAGUUAAGUACUCAGUCGUUUUGCAUUAUGUAUUUUCAAAAGUACAGGGUAAUGACAUAGCAUAUUACCAGAUGAAUGCUGAAUUUAUCAGAUAAACAUGUUUGGAGAUAAGGACGAUUCUAAGUAUCAGGUAACAGGGUAGUCCACUGUUUCUAACAAACUUAUGAUAAUGUUGAACACAACAUAAUUCAUAAAUAUGAAAACCAGCUGUGCCUGCUUUUAUUUUGAGAACCCUGUAGACACUGUAUAUAAACCUCUCUAAAUAAGCCAAACCUUUAACACAAAAAAACCCUUAUAAAAGGAGAAAAAUAAUGUAUUUCAGUUUUUGAGGGGACUUGUAGUUUCUGCAGGUAAAUUUGUAUGUCUCUGAGCAGUAAAGUGACUGCACUUUAAACUUUUAAUUACAGAGCUACAUUUCAUUCCAUGGAUCCGCUGUUUAAAAUUAAAACACGAAAUUCUGUGGACUUGAAUUCAUUCUCUUCACAUGAAUGAAGGGGACACUGUCUAAGUAGUUUGAGUCCAGGGUUUGUCAGCCUGAGUUCAACUCCAUCCAUGGUGAUUGCUUACUCAGCAUUCAAAAAUGUUUUAAGAACUGGAAACUUGUUCCGGGUUGGCUACCGUUCACAAGUUUCCAUCCUUAAAAUGUCUCAAACCGAGGCAUUGCCUAUUGUCAGUGAACAUUGUGAAAAAAAAAAUUGCUGAAGGUUUUUUUCCCCCCUUUCAGUUUGUCUAGGGAUCAUGUCUACCGACUCUGUUGUAUUGCACUUUUCCAAGCGAUUAGUACAGUGCUCUGUGGUAAGCACUCGCCAAAUAGCAUUGAUUUAUUGAUCGAUCCAUUUGGACAGAGGAAGGAAAAACUUUGCCAAAUAAGUAAAGUAGAGCAAAGUGUUUUCUGUCUUACAGAACGGCAUUGCGCACUCAACGAAUAAACCAAAAAUCAGAAAAAAGAUACCUGAAAGUGUCCCUUUUAAUUCUUUUAAUUACUCUCUGAGGCUUAUUUUUUAGAAGUAGAACACUGUUUAUUCUGCUGGAUUUGAAUUUCGACUAGUUUAUCUAUGCAAUUACUUAAAGCUAAACCGGAUUUUGUUUCUUCAUAUACUUGACCUAAAUCACCUCUAGUUUUCUACUAAAGAACUUUCAUUGUUACGUUUGUUUUCUCUGAGAAGUUCAUAAUUACUAUUUAAUUUUUUAGUACCAGAUUUUCUUUAGACACCAUUGUUGCCAAUAGCAACCCGAAGAAGAAGCGAAGAAGGAAUGAAACUUGUUGGGACUGAAAUCAGUGAUUCACCUUUAACUGUGGAACGGGCAGGUGGGAGAUCCUUCUCAUUGGGAAGGGGACAGAAAGAAGCACUACUCCUCCAGCUUCUAGCAGGCUCUCAAGGACACACUUAGGAGAAAAUGACACCUGGCUCAUGUUUUUAGUGGGGUUUUUGCAUCCAAUUUUGCAAACACACACACCCAGGCUAAUUUCGGGCUGCUUCAUUGCGAACCGUGAAAUUGGGGGAGAAUUGAAUUAGUUAUUGGGCCUUAAUGGAAGAUACCUUUUUGCAUUUUAAUUCAUGGCACUGUCAUUUUCUGUACUGUGUGAAACUGAAGAGCCUCGAUAGGGAUAGUGCAUCUUUAAACCCCAGUGAAGGGGAGCAGGGAAGGGUAUUAUUGUGUAACUAAGUUAAACCUACACCUUAUGAGAGCGGUAUGCAAUAUUAUGGAAUGUUACAAUACAGUGCUAUAUUAAAUGAAUAAAAAGCAUUAUUUUACA